GGGCGGUCCCCGGUGCCCGGCAGCGCCAUGCGGGGCAGCGGGGCGGCGGGGCCCGGCCGCGGGCUGUGAGGGGACCCCGCUCUGCCCCCGGGGGGAGCCGGGCAGCGCCGCCACCUCCCGCCUCCCUCAUCCCGCCUCCCUCAUCCCGCCCGCCAUGGCCGCCCGCGGAGCCGGGCGGCGCGGAGCCGAGAGGAGCGGCAGUGCCGGGGUCUGGCCGCUGCCUGGCAGCGCCCCGUGAGCGGGGACAGCGCCCCAGGAGCGGGGACAGCGGGCGGCGUGUCCCUGCGCCCGGUCCUGCCCCCCCGUCCUCCUCCCGGAGCGGGGAUGAGCGAGACCCGCGCCAGGGGAGUCGCCGCCUAGACCGGCAGCCAGGAUGGUGCCCCUGCAGCCCCUGCCCCUCGUCGUGGUCCAGGGCGUCCUCCAGCUCGUGUUCUGUGAUGCCAAUCAGGUCGUACAAGCUGCGGACGUGCUGGACUGGGAAGACAAGGAUGCUGCAGAGACACUGGUUGACAACGUGGUCCACUCCAGGAUGGUCAACCCCUUACGCCUGUUUGUUAAGCCAUCUCCAGUACUGAAACACGGCCAGGUGUCCUACUCGGACAGCAUAGAAAACUUUUGGGAUUGGUUGUCCAACAUCACGGAGGUUCAGGAAUCUCUGGCACGAACUAAACGCAGACCUAUAGUAAAAACUGGGAAAUUCAAGAAAAUGUUUGGAUGGGGCGAUUUCCACUCUAACAUCAAAACUGUUAAGCUGAACCUCCUGAUCACGGGGAAAAUCGUCGAUCACGGCAAUGGGACCUUCAGUGUUUAUUUCCGACAUAACUCCACGGGUCUGGGGAAUGUUUCUGUCAGCCUGGUGCCACCUUCCAAGGUGGUUGAGUUUGAACCAUCUCCACAGUCAACGCUGGAGACCAAGGAAUCCAAGUCCUUCAACUGCCGAAUCGAGUACGAAAAAACAGACCGCGCUAAAAAAACUGCCUUGUGCAAUUUCGACCCUUCAAAGAUCUGCUACCAAGAGCAGACCCAAAGCCAUGUCUCCUGGUUGUGUUCCAAACCCUUUAAGGUCAUCUGCAUUUACAUCGCUUUCUACAGCGUCGAUUACAAACUGGUGCAGAAGGUCUGUCCUGACUACAACUACCACAGCGAGACGCCGUACCUGUCCUCCGGCUGACACGGUGCAGUCAGCAUCAGUCAUAAAAAUAAGCAUUUCCACUAACCUUUUGGAGAAGAAUAUGUUUUUCCUAUCAGGUUAAAAAAAAAGUCUUUAAAAAAACCUGUAGCUGUGUUUGUGCCGUAUCGUAACUAAUCAAACUGUUUAUGUAUCAGUCAUUUUCAUUUGAGACCGUUGCAUUUUAGCUCUUGUCGUCAUCCAUAAGGGAACUGCCAGGCAGGCACGUGACAAAAAUCAAACAAAAUUAUGUCUGUAAUGAACGUUGAUCUUGAAAGUCACUGUUUUAAACUACUUCAUGGCAGAGAGGUUGUCUUUUACUGAAACUGGACAGCACUUAGCGGGAUCCUAUUUCUCAUUGGGAACUUUAGGUGACAAUAUAAAGAACAAAUGAUGAAGCAGCCUCACAGCUACUCAUAUAGAAACUCUAAAUAAACAGCUUUACCACUGAUUUCAUAAAGAAUGUUACAGAGAGGGCUCAAGUAGUCAAGUCCAAAUACUAAGAGGAAGUGCUAAAUCUAGGACAAAAAAAAAAAAAGGAAAGGAAUCUGCAUUUUUAUGAGUUGUAGUAGCUGUAGGUACUCAUUGAAGUGAAGAGUGAGUAGUUCUUCCUUCAGCCUUCUUACCCAUGGAUAUGCAGUGGUGUAAUUAGACAUUGAUGAGCUUUAGUUUUUUAGACCCCUCAGGUGUGCACAUGUGGUGUACAUUCCUUCCUUCUGUGCUCACCACUGGUUUUGAUUCUUCUCAAACAUUCACAUACACCAGUGCUAGUUUUACAGCAAUAGAGAAUAUACAAAUAUCUUGAAAAAGGGUGAUCUCUGCUUAAGUCAACCUGGUCUAGCGGAAGGUGUCCCUUGGUGGAACAACAUAAUCUUUAAGGUCCCUUCCAACCCAAACCAUUCUGUGAUUCUAUGAAGUCUGAGGACUGUAACAGGGGCUGGCUUCCAAGCAAAGGAAGCAAUUAUUUUGCUAUCCAGCCUCUUAGCAUUAUAUGUUGCAGCAAGGAAAACACAUCACAGCACAAGGAUACCUGAACAACAAGCAGCUUUCUGCUUCAUGGCAUCAAUUGUCUUCCUUAGCAGUGCACCGCACACCUUGAGUCAAAAUACCAGCCACGACAAAGAGAGAGAGCAACAGAAAUCUAUGCAUCUUCACCUCAUAAAGCAGGUUUCAAACUAUUAAUAUAUUCAGCCAGGCUUUUCCCUAGUGCAGAACAGAAUCCCUCCAGUGCAGUUAGAACAACGGCUGGUCCAGCUGUGGUUUUGCUUCAACAGGACAGGUGCUGUCCCACCACAGUCAACAGCAGUUGGCUCUGGCAAUGCAGGUUCCAGCAUCAUCCCCUGCGCUCUCUCUGGGUAUUGAUCCUGCUGCUGCUGCCAAUUUGCUCUCAUGGCCCUUUGUGACAGUUUGAUGUCACAGGUACUGUGGAAGAAGCUGGCUGAGGAAGUGCUUUUUAUUGCCUCCAAUCAGACCUGCAGGAAGGGUUCAAGAAGUUACACACAGUUUAAAUAAAGCACUGUUAAAGUACUCUGUUUGAGUGAUGUGCACACAGACAAGUGACUAUGGCAGCUUGGAAGGACUCACUCAUGAGAUUAAUUCUGAUUUCCUUGGUAGAGACUCACACAGAAAAAUUACUCUGUUAAAAAUAUACGACUAACUGGCUGAUUUGUUUUUCUCUUUAGGUGACAAAUUUAAAUGUGUGGUUUAGUUUGAUCAAUAAUCUAAAUGUUUUCCUUCAUCUUAUUUCAUACAGAGUCUCUCCUGGUCUAUAAUGAUGUUUUUUAGUUGGCCUAUUCCUGUCAAUUCCUACAAGUUGGUCUACUUUGUAUUCUGUAUAGCGUGUCCUCGCUCCAGCUGUACAUGAGCUUGGAUUUACUGCUACGAGUUCAGUGGUCGGUGCUUUUGUAACUUAGCUGUAAGCCAUGAUUUUAUUGCCAUGUAUUUUUACUCAGCACUGUAGGCAAUUAAAAGAAAACCCUACAUGCUAUUUAUUGUAGAGUAUGUGGAAAACAUGUAUGUAUAUACACUUAAAUAUGUGUACAUAUACAGCACAUAUGUGUACAUGUAUUUGUAUGUAAAUAAAGAGAGUUUACUAAAUCUG
Messenger RNA from Pseudopipra pipra, 3269 nucleotides. RefSeq names its product neurexophilin 2 (gene NXPH2). Gene Ontology annotation, molecular function: signaling receptor binding. The record is from RefSeq and is a predicted model, not a curated record. NCBI's taxonomy places the organism in Eukaryota, Metazoa, Chordata, Aves, Passeriformes, Pipridae. Bases 374 to 1171 code for a protein of 265 amino acids. The transcript is spliced from 2 exons.